AUGGAUCGACUACCACAAGAGAUAACCGACUCAAUCGUCGAAGCCUUUGUUCAAGAUCUUGAAAAGGCACCCCCCACGAGAUUGAGCAAAUAUAGUACCAUCUCCAAGGCUUGGCGGCGUGCUAUAGAACGGCGGCUUUUCACCAAGAUUGAUGGUAUUGCCUCUGGCUCGUUCCAGUUGUCCAUCUUCAAAAAUCUCCUGGCAGGGGAAGGCAACAGGCAUCGUCGGGAAUCGGUCAGAAGCUUCACCUACACUACCUAUCUCGCAUUUCGAGGACAGCAGGACAUGUUGGACUUUGUUCGCGAGAGCCAACUUAGACUCCUGGAUGAGUUCAGCCAGCUGUUCACUGUCAUUAACGACAUAUGGCCGACCGACCAGGGAACAAACAGUUCUUCUACACAGCCACUGGCGCUAACCGUCAGUAUCGUCGGAAUCGGACACUGGAAAUCUGAGUACGAUGAGAGUACCUUCACAUCUCCACAAGCGGCAACAAGCCUUCCACUCACUCCGGCGAUUACCUCCCUCGAAAUCGUUUUCGAUCAGGCAUGGAACAAGGGGCGCUGCCCUCGGCGUUUCAAACAAUCAGGCGGGGGCAACCAGGUACCUCCUUCAUGGAUCUUGGAACCGUUGAUGGCAAAGCUGCCGUCGGUUGACAAACUCUCGUAUGAGAUGUUCAACUUCCUCGGGCAGGAACAAUUUCGGGACCGUUUGUUCACAGGCACGUUCGAAUUCCUCUCUGGCCCAAUGACUGCAAACUUGACCGAGCUAUACCUCCACGUCGGUCCGUUUGGCCUCAAUACCUUCAACCAAACUCCCAGCGAACUCUGGGUCUCCCAGAUGGCUAGGAACACCGACGAAGACGACUACAGUCCCCGCUUCAACGCCGCGUUGAGACAACUUAGUCAACAGCUCAGUAUCCUCCACGUCUCCGGGCUGUUCGCAGUCCACCCUGAGCUCUUCUACCCCAAGGAGCUCACUAGACCACACGACAAAGUCCAGGAAGCCAGUCCUGCGCCGAGCCAGCAUCAACCACCAUUCUGGCCACGCCUUCGGGAAGUCAAGAUCGAGUCGACGCUCUAUACAGACGGUGAUAACUAG
Neurospora crassa OR74A is the source of this 1098-nucleotide messenger RNA. RefSeq lists its product as hypothetical. Lineage: Eukaryota; Fungi; Ascomycota; Sordariomycetes; Sordariales; Sordariaceae. The transcript has 3 exons. Bases 1 to 1098 code for a protein of 365 amino acids. The record is from RefSeq and is a predicted model, not a curated record.